Panicum hallii is the source of this 1953-nucleotide messenger RNA. RefSeq names its product avenacosidase 2-like. Lineage: Eukaryota; Viridiplantae; Streptophyta; Magnoliopsida; Poales; Poaceae. The transcript is spliced from 12 exons. Gene Ontology annotation, biological process: carbohydrate metabolic process. Gene Ontology annotation, molecular function: beta-glucosidase activity. The record is from RefSeq and is a predicted model, not a curated record. Bases 67 to 1758 code for a protein of 563 amino acids.
GCAUCAGCCUAUCAUAAAGGGCAACCAUACUCAAGCAGCUCAAAACCUCUAGCCAGCUACCAAGAAAUGGCUCUGCUUGCUUCUGCCCUGAUAAGUCACACUGCCCAUCGUCCUGGCCUAAGAAGCCACAUAGGAUCCAAUGGUGGCAAUUUGUCAUGGCACGAGAAGGGUAAAAAAAGGUGUGACCUUACUAGGGUUAGAUCACGAGCCUGGAGCUCCGAUCUUGGACAACAUCUGAUGCCCUCGGAAAUCCCAAGGAGGGACUGGUUCAGCCACGAGUUCGUCUUUGGCAGCGCCACUUCAGCGUACCAAAUUGAAGGUGCUUGGAAUGAGCAUGGCAAGGGGCCAAGCACUUGGGACCACUUCUGCCACAAUCAUCCUGAGAGGAUAUUUGAUAGGAGCAAUGGGGAUGUUGCAGUGAACUCCUACCAUCUGUAUGAAGAGGAUGUCAAGUUGCUGAAGGAAAUGGGCAUGGACGCCUAUAGGUUCUCCAUCUCUUGGUCGAGAAUACUGCCAAAGGGGACGCUCGAAGGUGGGAUAAACUAUCAAGGCCUCCAGUACUACAAAAACCUGAUCAACACGUUGAAAGAGAAUGGCAUUGAGCCAUACGUAACAAUUUUCCACUGGGACACUCCUCAACAACUGGAAGAAAACUAUGGCAGCUUCUUAAGUCGGAUGAUUGUAAAAGAUUACACAGACUUUGCCAGGUUGUGCUUCGAGCAUUUUGGUGACAAGGUGAAAAACUGGUUCACCUUUAAUGAGCCUCACACAUUUUGUACAUAUGCCUAUGGAACCGGGGAGCAUGCUCCCGGGAGGUGCUCACCGGGGCGCAAUUGUGCCAUCCCAUAUGGUGACUCGCUCAGCGAGCCAUACCUUGUUGGCCACAACAUCCUCCUAGCUCAUGCUGAGGUUGCUCAUCUGUACAAGAAGUAUUACAAGGGUGAAGACGGACAGAUAGGGAUGGCGCUCGAUUCAUUGUUCUUUGAGCCGUAUGGAAAGACAUUCCUCGAUGAACAAGCCAAAGCAAGAUCCAUUGACUUCAACCUAGGAUGGUUCAUGGAACCAGUGUCUCGUGGUGACUACCCCUUCUCCAUGAGAUCACUGUUGAGGGAUCGACUACCGUACUUCAAAGAUGACGAGCAAGAAAAAUUAAAGGGUUCCUCCAACAUGAUGGGGCUCAACUACUACACAUCCUUGUUCUGUGAGCAUGUCGACAUUUCUCCAAAAUUCUCGCCAGCGGUGAACACCGAAGAUGCCUAUGCGAUACCCAAAAUAUAUGAUCACGAAGGGAAUGCUAUCGGUCCUGAUACUCGAACACAAUGGAUUAAAUCAUACCCAAAAGGCCUAAAGGAACUUCUUAUGAUCAUCAGGGACAAAUACGGAAACCCACCCAUCUACAUCACUGAGAACGGGACCGCGGACGAUGACUUCGGCGAUCUAUCCAUGAAAGAUGCGUUGGAUGACGGUAUCAGGCUAGAGUACUUGCAGCGCCACAUCUCAGCCGUCAAAGAGUCAAUAGACUUGGGUGCGGACGUGCGCGGGCACUUCACCUGGUCUCUGCUGGACAACUUCGAGUGGAGUAGAGGCUACACCUGUCGUUUUGGCCUCAUCUACGUCGACCGCAACAACGGCUUCAAGCGGCACAUGAAGAAGUCAGCCGAGUGGUUUAAAGAGUUUAACGGCGCCUCAAGGAAGUUCAUCAAUGACAAACGUGGUGGCAUCGUCGUCCUCAAUCCAGCUUUGGUCGGCAAUAACUGAGAUGCGUGCAGCGUGGUUGGCACACGGGCUGCACGGAGAAUAACUUCGGUGUGAGUUUUGAAACCGGCAAGUAAUAAAAUAGAAAAUAAUUUGGUGUCCCUGCUUUUGGAUGCAUGCUGCAGAUGCAAAUGAACGAACUGAUGUGUCCAUUUCACUACUGGCUGAAUCUGAAACAGUGCAUGUUAUGAGCAAACA